GCAGGGGUCAAUAUUUUACAACGCACCCGCAUCCGGCUCAACAACAUUCUAACCAACAUGGCAAGCCGAAAAGGUUCACAGCAGAGCCGGGGAGGUGGUGAUAAAUACUCGGUGUUGUUGCCCACUUACAAUGAACGAGAGAAUCUACCGCUUAUUGUGUGGCUAUUGGUAAAAUACUUCGGUGAAAGUGGAUACGACUACGAGAUUAUUGUCAUUGAUGAUGGAAGUCCAGAUGGGACACUUGAGGUGGCAGAACAACUGCAGAAGAUAUACGGAGAGGACAAGAUACUCCUUCGACCAAGAGCAAAGAAACUAGGGUUAGGAACUGCCUACAUCCAUGGCAUUAAACAUGCCAGAGGGAACUAUGUCUUCAUAAUGGAUGCAGACCUCUCCCAUCAUCCUAAAUUUAUUCCAGAAUUCAUAAAGAAACAGAGAGAAGGCGGGUAUGACCUUGUGUCAGGCACCCGAUACAGAGGAGAUGGGGGCGUAUACGGAUGGGACCUGCGCAGGAAACUCAUCAGUCGGGGAGCGAACUAUGUCACACAGGUGCUGCUGAGACCUGGGGCAUCAGACCUGACUGGCAGCUUCAGGCUUUACAAGAAGGAGGUACUGGAGAGUCUGGUGGAGAGGUGUGUGUCCAAAGGCUACGUCUUUCAGAUGGAGAUGAUUGUCCGUGCUAGACAGCUGAACUACACCAUUGGAGAGGUUCCAAUUUCGUUUGUGGAUCGUGUUUAUGGGGAGUCUAAACUGGGAGGAAAUGAAAUAGUGUCGUUCCUGAAAGGACUGCUUACUCUCUUCGCGACAACAUGAUUUAUGAUGCUCUAGGUUUGGACUCAGCACUGCUUUUUAGUUUUUCAGUCAUGGCCUUUAGUGCAGUAAUUAACCUACAUCAAAAUCAGUGGCGUAGGACGCACCCCCGCAGCCCACGCGAGGCGGGGGCCCCCAAGAUUUAGGGAGCAUCAAACCAACUUUUAUUUUGGUUGGGGCACCCCUAAAACUCAGGGAGCCUCCCAGAAAGCAAAUGAACACUUCAUAAGCCCUGGCAAAAUGUUUAGAAUUACAGGAAAUUUGCUUUAAAACGGCAACAUUUUCUCUCACUCUCAUGGCACAAUGUAUAGAAUAGCAUAAGAUUAGCUAUAAAACUGCAUAUUUUUCUCUCAGCCCCAUGGCAGAAUGUGUAGAAUUGAAGCAAAUUUGCUUUAAAACAGCAACAUUUUCUCUCAGGGGUGGGGGUGGGGGGGGGACCUCGCGAAAUUCCAGUAUGUCACUGAUAAAAAUGAGAGUAGGGGAAAUGGACAGACUAUGCUCCUUUCUAUGAGUAGUUGAUUAUUGACAAGUCAAAGCACAGAAAGUAAUACAUUAAAAUAUUCAAUCUUCACUGCCUCUGCUUCAGAUGGAUCUCCAAUCAUACAUAAAGAUGUUGAAGCAUCAAGCUUCUUCCUAUGUAUUAUUGUAGAUUGAUUAACUGCUUUCUGUUCAUUACUUUCACAUUUUGGUGGGUUUACACUACCGGUCAAAAGUUUUAGAACACCUACUGAUUCAAGGGUUUUUCUACAUUUUCCUAUAUUUUUCUCUCAACCAGCUUCACGAGGAAUGCUUUUCCAACAGCCUUGAAGGAAUUCCCACAUAUGCUGAGCACUUGUUGGCUGCUUUUCCUUCAUUCUGCGGUCUAACUCAUCCCAAACCUUCUCAAUUGGGUUGAGGUUGGGUGAUUGUGUAUGCCAGAUCAUCUGAUGCAGCACUCUCCUUGGUCAAAUAGUCCUUAC
Molecule: messenger RNA, 1766 nt
Organism: Salmo salar (Atlantic salmon)
Lineage: Eukaryota; Metazoa; Chordata; Actinopteri; Salmoniformes; Salmonidae
Gene: dpm1
Product: dolichyl-phosphate mannosyltransferase subunit 1, catalytic
Biological process (GO): GPI anchor biosynthetic process; dolichol-linked oligosaccharide biosynthetic process; protein O-linked glycosylation via mannose
Cellular component (GO): endoplasmic reticulum membrane
Molecular function (GO): dolichyl-phosphate beta-D-mannosyltransferase activity
Source: RefSeq, a predicted model, not a curated record